This is a messenger RNA of Trichomycterus rosablanca, 1249 nucleotides long. It is a transcript of the gene irx3b, whose product is annotated as iroquois homeobox 3b. The transcript has 2 exons. NCBI's taxonomy places the organism in Eukaryota, Metazoa, Chordata, Actinopteri, Siluriformes, Trichomycteridae. The record is from RefSeq and is a predicted model, not a curated record. Gene Ontology annotation, molecular function: RNA polymerase II cis-regulatory region sequence-specific DNA binding; DNA-binding transcription factor activity, RNA polymerase II-specific. Gene Ontology annotation, biological process: cell development; regulation of transcription by RNA polymerase II; neuron differentiation. Gene Ontology annotation, cellular component: nucleus. The coding region runs from base 1 to 1101 and encodes 366 amino acids.
AUGGCUCUCCCGCAGCUUGGCUAUAAGUAUGUGAGAACACUGUAUCCCGCAGAUCGGACAGGAAUGCUGGCGGGUCGGAUGGGUGCCGAGCUCAGCCCGUCCGGAUCCAUAUCUAACCCCUUGUCUAUGUACGGAUCUCCGUUCAGCGCCAGCCAGGCGUACAGCGCUUUCCUGCCAUACUCCGGCGAUGUUUCAGUACUCAACCACCUGGCCAGCCCAUACGAGCUGAAAGAAAGUCCAGGUGUGCAGCACCCCGGUUUUCCCCCUGCGCAUCCAGCCUUCUUCCCUUACAGUCAGUACCAGUACGGAGACGCGUCCCGGCCCAAAAACGCCACAAGGGAAAGUACGAGCACCCUAAAGGCCUGGCUGAGCGAACACAGAAAGAACCCGUACCCCACCAAGGGCGAGAAGAUCAUGCUGGCCAUCAUCACCAAAAUGACCCUCACCCAAGUGUCCACCUGGUUUGCCAACGCGCGCAGGAGGCUGAAAAAGGAGAACAAGAUGACCUGGGUGCCAAAGACUCAGCCGGACGAAGAGGGAAACGUGUACAUCAGCGAUAACGAAGGAGAGGAGGACAAGAGGGACGAGGACGACGAGGAGGAGAUCGAUCUGGAGAACAUCGACACUGAGAACAUCGAAAAUAAAGAGGACUCAGACUGUCUCCGAUCGGAUUCAAAAAGUACCGAGUCGGACAGAAGCGACUACGAGAGCUUUGAGGACGCGCAUGAACAGGUACAUGGACAGGAGAAAAGUUUUCUAAAAGACAGCAUGAUUAAGGACAAAGACGAUGAUGCGGAGAGGGAUGAGAACAGCAAACCCCCUGUAGCAGAACCCGUGAGGAAUCUAAGCCCACCACAAAAACCCAAAAUCUGGUCUUUAGCCGAAACAGCAACGACACCCGAUCAUCCGAAGCAGACCGCAGUGGUGAUGAACAGGACUGGUGUGCACAGCAUGCAGAACAUACAGAACAUGCAAAACUGGACAAAAAUGGCAAUUUCAGCCCAGCAGCUCGCAUUAACACAUCAUUACCUCGGACUUAAACACCCAAACCACAGCCACAUUAUUACCAAACACGCAGAAUCAAGGACUCAUACACUAUAAACUAUUCCUCACCCAAUGGACAAUAAAAUGAUUAUAUUUUGUAAUGUUUUUCAUUCUCCGCAUGGAUCAUGCAACACUUAAUUUUCGCACCAUAAAUCAGUGAUUUUGUUGGAGAAAAUAAGAGAAAGUGUAUUGAUUUUUACAUACA